Messenger RNA from Pelagomonas calceolata, 2616 nucleotides. NCBI's taxonomy places the organism in Eukaryota, Pelagophyceae, Pelagomonadales, Pelagomonadaceae. The record is from the annotation of a GenBank genome assembly.
AUGGGCUCAAACGUGUCGACCGACAAGAAACCGCUCACCGAAGUAAAACUAAAAAGCGAGGUCGGCGUCCUCUUCGACGACAAGGCGAAGCGAGCCUUCGAUGCGGCCGCGACCGAGGGCCCGGACGGAACGCGCACGGUGCCGUGGCCCACGAUAGAGGCCUACGCCAAGGAGCACGACGAACGCGCGCUCGACCCGCGGAAGUGCAUGUUUCACAACCUAAAGGCGUUUAAGGCAGCGCGGGAGCAGAUCGACGAGAUCGCGCGCGAGCACAUCAGGGGCGAUGUGAAGAAGAUCCCGUGGGUGGGCAAGAAUUUAGGAGACGAGUGUCGGCAGUACGGGCUCGACGGCGAGCCGGCCGCGUCGCUCGACGCGCUGUACGAUGUCGCCGCGCUGGCGCGCGUGCAGUUCGAGGAGAUUAUGACGGCCGCGUGCCCUGAAAGCGGUGUAAAGCUGAUGUUCGCGCCGCUGAAGGGCCGCGACCGCGCCGGCGCCAAGGCGCGAGACGAGUACAAGGACAAGACGGCGCCGUGCUACAGCUGGCUUUUUGAUAUUACGCGUGGCGCCGCGCUCUGUCAGACAGAGGACGCCAUCGUGCAGCUCUACGCGUCGCUCGAAGCGGAUGACCGCGUUGAUAUCGUGCGAACGAAGAACCGGUUCGCGCCGCCGCUCUUCAACGGCUAUCAGGAUAUUUUGAUGAACGUCGCCGUGAAAGUUGAGAACGUGUCGCACAUGUGCGAGCUGCAAAUUCAUCUCAUGCCGAUCAAAGAGUCGGAAGCGCUGCACCGGAGCCACACGGUCUACGAGUACUUUCGGUCGUUUUUCUUGGGCAAUUCAGAUGCCGUCGCGCAGCGGCUCGAGAUGCUGUGCAAGCUGCCCGUCGACGAGGCGAACGAUGUGGAUGAGUUGGUGGACCACGUGCUCGGGUCCGACGCGGACGCGAAUUUGCUCGACGGGCUCUGUGAAUUGCUCACGUCGAUCUCAGAGUACGCGGGCGUCGUGAAGGUCCGGGAAGCAAUCUUAGUGAAGAAGAUGCUCGCGUUUGGUGGGGAGAGCGAGGAGGCGGGUGAGGCGCUGUUUGAGCUUGGGGGCGCCUACAAUGGCCCCGGCGACUACGCCAAGGCACGCGACGCCUACGAACGCGCGCUCUCAAUCUACGAGCGCGAGUACGGUAGCGACAGCACGCAAGUGGCCGUCGUGCUGACGAACCUCGGGAACAUUCAUGGUGAUUUAGGCGACCACGCCAAGGCACGAGGCAUGUAUGAGCGGGCGCUCGCGAUCGAGGAGCGGGCGUGCGGCCGCGACCACACGAAAGUGGCCAGCACGCUGAUGAACCUCGGGAGCGCGUACGGCGUCUUAGGCGACUACGCUAAGCAGCGCGACAUGCAGGAGCGCGCGCUCGCGAUCGAGGAGCGGGCGUACGGCCGCGACCACACGAAAGUGGCCACCACGCUGGGGAACCUUGGGAACGCGUACGGCGCCUUAGGCGACUACGCUAAGCAGCGCGACAUGCUGGAGCGCGUGCUCGCGAUAGAGGAGCGGGCGUACGGCCGCGACCACACGAAAGUGGCCACCACGCUGGGGAACCUCGGGAUCGUGUACGGCGACUUGGACGACCCCGCGAAGCAGCAAGACAUGCAGGAGCGGGCGCUCGCGAUCUUCGAGCGGGCGUACGGCCGCGACCACCCGCAAGUGGCCGCUGUGCUGGGAAACCUCGGGAACGCGUACGGCGACUUGGGCGACCACGCGAAGAAGCGAGACGUGCUGGAACGCGCGCUCGCGAUCCAGGAGCGGGCGUACGGCCGCGACCACGCGCAAGUGGCCAUCACGCUGUUCAAUCUCGGCGUCGCUCACGGCGCCCUCGGUGAUAUGUCCAAGAAGCGUGAGCUCCUAGAACGCGUUCUUCCGAUAUGGACGCGCGCGUACGGCACCGAUCAUCCCCACACGAAGAUGUGCCAAAGGAGCCUCGCCACGCUGCCCCGCAGCACCAUGAGCAAAGAUCAAAUGCAGUCGAUAGCUAAUGGAGCUAGGCCAAAGACCGCCCGGCCCAAGACCGCCCGACCGAAGAAAGACACAAAGCCGUGGACCAAAGAGGACGUCACGAAACUGAAGAAGGCCUGCAAAGAAGUGCCGUCGACCGUCGAGAAGCAGCAGCGGUGGCGGCAGAUCAGCGGCAUCGUCGGACGGAGCAAACGGGAAUGCUACGACAAGUACAAGGAGCUCAAGGAGGCGCAGAAGACCAAAAAUGAACUCAAAAAAACGAUGACGCGCGCGUUCGAGGAGCGGUUAGCUGCAUUAGGUUUGAAGGAGCCGGCCGCCGAAGGGGGCGCCGCGCCAGCGUCUGCGCCGGCGCCGGCGCCCGCCGCGCCCGCGCCCGCGGCGUCGCCGUCGGCCGCCUGGGGCGGCGACGGCGCCGCCGAGCCCGCACCGACGCAAACACGAAUGCGACGGACGUUCUUCGGCGCCGAGGACCUCGUCAUCGACGACGGCGCCGCCGAGGACGAAGCCGCGGCGGCGCCGCCGCCGCCCGCGGACGAGCCGCCGCCGCAGUCGGGCCGCACGCGGUGCGUCGCGGCGAACGACCUCGUCCUCGACGAGUGCGGCGACGAGCUCUAG